UCUCUCUAAUAUAUAUAAUUGUCUGCGAAAGAUGUCUGCGAGCGAGCUUGCUUGUACCUAUGCUUCUCUGAUCCUUCAUGAUGACGGCCUCUCAAUCACUGCCGAGAAGAUUGCUACAUUGGUAAAAGCAGCAAACGUGAAAGUGGAGUCGUACUGGCCAAGUCUCUUUGCAAAGCUUUUGGAGAAGAAGAAUGUUGAAGACCUCAUCAUGAACGUUGGCUCUGGUGGAGGUGGUGCUGCCGCCGCCACAGUUGCUACUCCGGCAGGUGGUGCCGCUGCCGCCCCUGAGGCUCCCGCAGUUAAGGAGAAAAAGGAGGAAGCCAUGGAAGAGAGCGAUGAUGAGAUGAUGUUCAGCUUGUUUGAUUAGACUCCUUUCAUUAUGUUUAGUUCCUUCUUUUCCAAGAAAAGUUAUAUAUAACCUUUUUUUUUUUUUUUUUUUUUGGUUUAGAUCAAGGUUUUGUUUUAUUCCUUGAGAGAUUAAGAUUAGUGGUUUUGUGUGUUGACAUUAUGGUACAGAUUUUCUUAGAAGAUUUGAACUUAAAAUCAGCU
Molecule: messenger RNA, 549 nt
Organism: Cornus florida
Lineage: Eukaryota; Viridiplantae; Streptophyta; Magnoliopsida; Cornales; Cornaceae
Product: large ribosomal subunit protein P1-like
Exons: 3
Coding region: 32-367 (111 amino acids)
Biological process (GO): translational elongation; cytoplasmic translation
Cellular component (GO): ribosome; cytosolic large ribosomal subunit
Molecular function (GO): protein kinase activator activity; structural constituent of ribosome; ribonucleoprotein complex binding
Source: RefSeq, a predicted model, not a curated record